Molecule: messenger RNA, 850 nt
Organism: Papilio machaon (common yellow swallowtail)
Lineage: Eukaryota; Metazoa; Arthropoda; Insecta; Lepidoptera; Papilionidae
Gene: Hmga
Product: high mobility group protein HMGI-C
Exons: 4
Coding region: 130-489 (119 amino acids)
Molecular function (GO): DNA binding
Source: RefSeq, a predicted model, not a curated record
CUUGCUAAACGCCGGUUAACGCUCGUUCACAAUCAUCAUAGCCCGCCAUAAUAUUCUUGUAGAGAGCAAUUGGAAUUUGGCUUGCCUGUAAACAAUUCUAACUUUCAGUUUAUAAAUCCGUUAACCAUAAUGUCUGAUGAUGGGUCAACGGUUGUUGAAAAGAAAGGGCGCGGCAGACCAAAAGCUAAUGGAACUCAAGCUGAAUCCAAAGGUGAUACUAAAAAGAGAGGCCGACCCGCAGCACCAGCAGCUAAGACGAAGGAAUCAAAAAAUUCAUCUGAUGAUGAGCAGGCGCCUGCAGUAAAGAGAGGAAGAGGGAGACCUAAGGGAUCUAAAAAGAGUGCUCCGGCUUCAAAGGCUAAAGGUGGUUCGGGAGAGGCACGAGGUAGGGGUAGGCCACGUAAAGAAGCACCUCCACCCAAAAAAGAUGCAGCUUCUACUGAGGAAGAACAAGACGAAGAUGAAGAAGAUGAGGGAUCUGACCAAUAAACAUGUCUUGUCUGAUAACUAUCGAUCUUAGCGUAAUUUGUUUGUCAUGAUAACUGAACAUGACUGCUACCACAAAAACAAUUUAAUAAAAAUAUUUACAUUAACGCAUACAGUUGUAGAGCGUCUGAUAGCAGCAUUGGGGGUUAUCUUGACAUUACAAAAGUCUCAAUUGAGAUUGUGCUCCCAAAAUUUAAUCAAGUGGAACUAUUGAAUAUUUUGAAAUGUAAGAUAAUUAGCUGCUUUAAGAAUGACUCCUUUUUUGUGAUUUAUUGCAUUUACUUUUAUACCAGAAAAAUAAGUCUCACGUAAUUAAAUUUUGGGUUGACUUAGCUCUCCCUAGAAACGUACAAGUUUAAGAUAU